Messenger RNA from Punctularia strigosozonata HHB-11173 SS5, 1290 nucleotides. Its product is annotated as Arginase/deacetylase. The coding region runs from base 1 to 1290 and encodes 429 amino acids. NCBI's taxonomy places the organism in Eukaryota, Fungi, Basidiomycota, Agaricomycetes, Corticiales, Punctulariaceae. The record is from RefSeq and is a predicted model, not a curated record. The transcript is spliced from 8 exons.
AUGGCAGACGAUGGACAACGCGUCGUCUACGUCGUAUCAGAGGAACUCGCAAAGAUCUCGUCACUCCUACCUUCCAAUCGCAACCGAUCGUUGCUCGUGCACUCGCUCGUCAAAGAAUACGGACUGUUGGCUACCAGUUCCGCAGCAGAAGCGGGUGCCGGUGAGGCUUUACCGAAAGCGAAGAUACUCAGACCUCAGCCUGCGAGCUACAAGGACCUCUCGGCGUACCACAGCGAGGACUACCUCCGCUAUGUCCUCGAUCCGAGACGUUCGUCCGGUACCCAAGAGCCGGGAAGAGCGCAGGUCACGGAAGACUUCGGACUUGAAGAUGAUUGCCCGUUGUUCCCUGGGGUGCACAGAUAUGUAUCGUUAAUCGCCGGCGCGUCCCUUUCAGCCGCGCAGGCCCUACGGACCGGCCAGGCAGACGUCGCCAUAUGUUGGGAUGGCGGUCGGCAUCACGCACACAAGUCGCGCGCGUCGGGGUUCUGCUACGUCGCAGACGUCGUGCUCGCCAUUCUCGCGCUCAAGCGCCCGCUUCGAGGUCCCCCUCCCCCUCUUCCUGGCGAAGUGGCCACAGCGCCGGCCAAGCCCAUGGUCAUGUACGUUGAUCUGGACCUGCACUUCGCGGACGGUGUCUGCGAGGCAUUCGCGUCCUCCCACGGCACGAGCGGCCACUCUCAGAUCUUGACGCUCUCUAUCCACCAUGCCGCACCCGGUUUCUUCCCCGCCUCUCCGCUUGCCGACCUUCCCGUGCCGGACGAAUCGGGUGCGGCGGACCCCUUCACGCUCGCGGUGCCUCUCAGACAGGGAUUGUCGGGCGCGACACUCAAGGAGGUGUGGAUGCGCGUGGUAGAACCCAUCAAGGAUGCAUUCUUCGUGCGAUUCGUCGUGUUGCAGUGUGGUGUCGACGGGCUAGCCGGCGACCCGUGCGGCAUUUGGAAUAUCGAUUUAGAGAGUCGAUCUCCUAGCAUGGGCUGGUGUAUCGGCCGUGCGGUGCAUGAAUGGGGCUGUAAGACGCUCUUACUCGGAGGAGGAGGAUACAGCUCGCCGAACGCAGCACGAGCAUGGGCAUACUUUACCUCGAUUGCCCUCGGACGCCCCUUGCCGCUCGACGCAGACAUCCCGGAUCACUCAACGUUCCCAGUCUACGCGCCGUCAUUUGUGUUGGAUGUGCCGGCCGGGAAUAUGCAGGAUAGAAACUCACUUCGCGAUCUGGCGAAUGUGGAAGUCAUGUUCACCCGUGUAUGCGAUAUACUUCGGCGGAGGAAUGGGAAUGCAAACAUGCGCUGA